Molecule: messenger RNA, 10384 nt
Organism: Porites lobata
Lineage: Eukaryota; Metazoa; Cnidaria; Anthozoa; Scleractinia; Poritidae
Source: the annotation of a GenBank genome assembly
UUGGAUCUAAGUAGAAAAGGACUCUCCAGGUUACCUGAUGCAGUCACUGAACUGACUGAAGUGGAGGAACUUUGGCUGGAUUACAAUAACCUGGCUGAAUUACCAACAGGUAUUAACAAGUUGAAAAACCUUAUCGAGCUCCAUUUGAAUAGAAACAGACUCACAGACCUACCUGCUGAGAUUGGUGACUUAAAGGAGCUGAGAAGGCUGGAGGUGCGAUACAACCAGUUGGUUAGUUUACCUACCAGUAUACUGAAGCUGAACCAGCUUGAGGGGCUGUACUUGUCUUAUAACAAACUUAAAGAACUGCCUUUUGAGAUUGGUGACUUAAUGGCCCUGAGGAGGCUGGAGGUGGGAUACAACGAGUUGGUUAGUUUACCUACCAGUAUACAGAGGCUGAACCAGCUUGAGGAGCUGCACUUGAUUUAUAACAAACUUACAGAACUGCCCUCUGAGAUUGGUGACUUAAUGGCGCUGAGGAGGCUGGAUGUGAGUUGCAACCAGUUGGUUAGUUUACCUACUAGUAUACAGAAGCUGAACCAGCUUGAGGAGCUGCACUUGAAUGGUAACAAACUUACAGAACUGCCUUCUGAGAUUGGUGACUUAAUGGCCCUGAGGAGGCUGGAUGUGAGUAACAACCGGUUCGUUAGUUUACCUACCAGUAUACAGAAGCUGAACCAGCUUGAAGAGCUGCGCUUGAUUUAUGACGAACUUACAGAACUGCCCUCUGAGAUUGGUGACUUUACGGCGCUGAGGAGGCUGUAUGUGAGUUGCAACCGGUUGGUUAGUUUACCUACCAGUAUACAGAAGCUAAACCAGCUUGAGGAGCUGCACUUGGAUGGCAACAAACUUACAGAACUGCCCUCUAAGAUUGGUGACUUAAAGGAGCUGAGGAGGCUAGAUGUGAGGAACAACCAGUUGGUUAGUUUACCUGCCAGUAUACAGAAGCUGAACCUGCUUGAGGAGCUGAAAUUGUUCGGUAACAAACUUACAGAACUGCCUCCUAUGAUUGGUGACUUAAUGGCGCUGAGGAGGCUGGAUGUGAGUAACAACCAGUUGGUUAGUUUACCUACCAGUAUACAGAAGCUGAACCAGCUUGAGGACCUGCGCUUGGAUGGUAACAAACUCACAGAACUGCCUUCUGAAGUUGGUGACUUAAAGGAGCUGAGGAGUUUGCAAGUGAGUAGCAACCAAUUGGUUAGUUUACCUAUCAGUAUACAGAAGCUGAACCAGCUUGAGGAGCUGCACUUGUCUCAUAACAAACUUACAGAACUGCCUUCUGAGAUUGGUGACUUAAUGGCGCUGAGGAGGCUGGAUGUGAGUGGUAAUCCUUUACCUUCUGAUGCAAUACAUUUUCUAGAGAAGAAGAUAAAAGUAAUGACCAGUACGUUUAUUAAAGGUGGGUGUGGGGAUUGUCGUCAAUAAUUGUUAGAAUGAUACUUUUACUAUAGAUGUAUAUAUAGAUGUAAGAUAUAUUAGUAGUGCCAUUAUUUUUUGUCUUUGUUUUUAAUAAGGCUCGAGCAAGAUUGGAAAUGGCGAAAAAAAAAACUUUACUUUAUACUGAAAAUUCUCACUGCGCUGAGGAUUAGUGGGGAAAAAGUUUGACCGAAAUCUAAUUUUUUGGGACACUCCAAAUUAGUGUUAUUUAGUAAAUAUUUAAAACAGAUACAUUUGGUUAGAAUUCUUUUUACUUCAUAAGAAAAUGUCAUUCUUUCUCUCAACAAAAUCUUUGUCAGUUCAGUCUACUGCCCUUAAAGGAACUUACAAGGGCUUCAGCAUUAUUUUCCCGAAAAUUUUAGUUGCAAUUUAAAGUUUUACGGAGGUAAGAAUUUGUCUAAUUUUAGGUUUCCUUCUUCUACGAAAAUAUCUUAACCUGGGGAGUGAAAUGCGCAAAAUUAAACUCAAGAAAAUCGUAGUGAAAUAUUUAUAUAGCUAAGCCGCUUCGAAAAUUGUAAAUGAAUGGAGUGAUCAUCUAGAAAUUUUUAGCCUUCUCUUCCUUAGGCUGGAAAAUUUUAGGCAAUUCUCUUUUCCAAACAGAUAUUUUACAGAAGACAGUCAUUGGAUGCGCCUGAGGAGGAUUUUAGGGGGAUAACAGCCUCCGAGAUUUGCUUAAUUCUCAUUUACCAUCAUAUGAAAACCGUUUCUAAUUAUGGGCUGACGUAACGAAUUAGGAUUACUGCUUCACGUGAGCAAAUGCAAGUUGAGUUAUUUUAAAUGUAGCAACUGCUUGUUUGGCACCCAGUUCGCAAGGGGGAGGUAGGUACACCGGAUUUCAAGUGACGGGAUGAUCGAAUGGAGACAAAAAUCAGCCCACCCCUCCACCCCGCAAAAAAAAAAUCCUAGGGUUUCCAACGAAACCCCAAACCAUCGCUGCACAAAAAUUAACCUCCUCCCCCCCCAAAAAAAACAUGCCAAAUAUCAGAGCCUUCUCGCUAACAACACUCGAGACACCCAGGAUCAUCUUCUGUUUCAUUGAAUAUGUAAAAAGUCCCCGCGUAAUCAAAAUUUUUCUAACCAAAAAAUCCCGGAGAAAAAAUUUCAAACCCAAAAAAUUCUUCGAUCACCCUCGUCACUUGAAAUCCGGAGUACCCUCACCCCCUGUUAUUUCCAACAAAACCCCAAAACAUCCCUGCACAAAAAUUAACCCCCUCCCCCCUCAAAAAAAACAUGCCAAAUAUCAGAGCCUUCUCGCUAACAACACUCGAGACACCCUGGAUCAUCUUCUGUUUCACUGAAUACGUAAAAAGUCCCCGCGUAAUCAAAAUUGUUCUAACCAAAAAAUCCCGGAAAAAAAAUUCAAACCCAAAAAAUUCUUCGAUCACCCUCGUCACUUGAAAUCCGGACUACCCUCACCCCCUGUUAUUUAAAAAGUCGUUAGUGGGGAAAAGUCUUUGUCGAUGUCCAGUGAAGUUUUUCAAAGCUUCCAUUUAUUUCACUUGCUAGCGUUUAAAAUCUUUUAAGGUAUGGAUAGCGAAAAACCAAAAGCGACCCAAUCAAGUAAAAUUUGAACGUGAUAUGCGAACGUUCUGUUUCAUUUCUCAGAGGCUGUCCACACUGCCCGCCGGGAAUUAGUGCCUCGGUACCGGCCCAAAGUGGUGUCGCGGCGUUCACACCGUAAGAACCCGAUAUGCAAGUGACGACGUAGCUACUCCAUUUCUCCCUGUCAGACGCUAUUUUCAAAAAAUAAAUAUGAGCUUUGCAAUGAUUACAAAGCCGUGGACUGUCACAGAACAAGUAACUGUGUGCAUACAGGGACCCGGUGUCCACUUUUGUGCCCGAGUACAAGUUCUCGACCUUGUUCUCUGGCACCGGCACCGUGCUCGAAUUCUAACGUGGGAAUACUUGAAAAAAGAGUAUGUUUAUACUUUAGUGCUCGGCGAGUAGCGUACUUGGCCACCGUGUCCGGGCACCAGGUGUGAAGGCUGCCUUACUUUUCCGCGUGCAACAAAGGAAAUAGGACACGUCUGCCAGCACGCAGGCUAUUUGUUCCAUUGAUGUCGAAUUCCGCUUUUAAUAAAACAGAAUAGUUUUUUUUGUCGGCAUAAAAAGCUUUCUUGUAUACUGUAUCCGUAGAUAUACAGACAGGACGUAGACGUAGUUUUAUCUUAUUAUUGCUUCUUAUGUUCCGCAAGGAGGAAUGAGUAUGCCUUGGUUCGAACAAACUGCUGAAACUGGAAUGUUUUGGAAUGCUGGCGAAGAGGAAGAAGUGGUCAAGACAGUGUUACCUGUGAAAGCCGCUAAAGAAAAGGUUGUAGUAGAACCUGAAGAUGAUGCUGAACUUGAAGACGAUGCUAAUGUCCCUCUCUGGAGAGCGAUGUUCAAAAAGUUGCGUUUUAGUGAGUGUUUAAUUCUUAUAUGAGUUAUGUCAGGGCCGUUGCUAGGUUUUUGUAACCGGGGGAGGGGGCAUUAUCGCGGGUGCUAAAAACAAGAGCCUUGAAAGGGGGUGUGGGGGUAUCCUCCCUUAGAAAAUUUUUAAAUUUAGAGGCUCUGAAACGUUAUUUUCAGCACUUGUCACGAGAUAUGUUUCCGAAAAAUCGACCUCGAAUCAUGAAAAUGGCAAGCAAUUGCAAGUCAUUGUAAUCAAGAUAACUGAGUCUAAAGAAAACAAAUCCAUCCACAGGCUUGAUUUGCCUGGCUCAACAGGUCCAGAGGUGUGUGUGGGGGAGCUGUCUCUCUUGCGCCCCCGCUAGCUACGGCUCUGUAUAUCUGUUGACGGAAGACUAAUUCCACGAAAAGAGAUGCUUUUUGAAAGAGCCGAAAAAGGCAUCUGCUCUUGCAGGCUUAGAUACGUGUGGAGAGGGCCUAAUGUUUUUAAUGUCUUUAAUCUUUUCCCCCUGGUUGAGUGCAUCGUCUGCACUCUACAUCUACAACUUGAAUAAAAGAUGAUCUGACUAGUCACAUCCAAGACCCUCUUUGAAAAGUGUUUCGCUCACCGUAACAGUAAGCAUAAUUAUAAGCCGAUCAAGCAAAAUUUGUAGCAUUCAACGUGAUAUGCGAACGUUAUUUUUCAUUUCUCACCUUUCCGCUUGCAACAAAGGAAAAAGGACAUUUCGCUUUUAAUAAAACAGAACAGUUUUUUUUUGUGUCGGCAUAAAAACCUUUCUGAUAUGCUGUGUACGUAGUCAUUGCAUCUUAUGUUCCGCUAGGAGGAAAGAAUAAGCCUUCGUUCGAAAAAACUGCUGAAACUGGAAUGCUUUUGAAUGCUGGUAAAGACGAAGAAGUGGUUGAGACACUAUUACCUAUGAAAGCCGCUAAAGAAGAGGUUUUAGUAGAUCCUGAAGAUGAAACUGACGUUGAAGAGAAUACUAAUGUCGGCGAAAGCAGAAGUGUCAUUACAAGGUAUGUGCCGUUUGAAUAAAAAUUCAAUAAAACCUCCGAUGACGGCAACGGUAGCGAAAAGUUACUUAUCAUUAAAAUCACAUUUGUGUAAAGGCACUAGCGAGGCGUUGCUGAGUCGUUUAACGCUUCGAUUUUCGAAACUUGUGAUAAAACAAACCCUACAGAUAAACUCGUAAUCAGAAAUAACAAGCUUCAACAUUUUACCCAAAAAGAGAAAAAAGAACUAAGAUAUGCUACACUUGUUAAAAAAAAAAAAAGAAAGUGGCGGUGAAACAUUUUUAUUCCGGCGCGAGAUCAGAUACCGUAACGUCUUGCUUUCGAUAGUUUCCCAUUUUCAUUCUUCCACACCAGUGAUCGGGGAAAUCGACCUUUCCUCUCCGGAGAGCGGCGUAUUUAAAAAGUUGGGUGUUAGUGAGUGUCCAAUUCUCAUAUGAGUAAUUACAUUUGUAGACGGAAGACUGAUUCCACAAAAGAAGAUUCUUUUUCAAAGAGCCGAAAAAGGCGUCUGCUCUCACAAGCUUGGAUGCGUGUGGACGGGGUCUAAUGUUUUUAAUGUCUUUUAUUUUUUGCACGGGUUGCAUGCACCGUGUGCACUUUACAUCUUCAACAAGAGUUUUGCGUAAGCGGCAAGAAGUCUAUAUUUUACGCGGCGUUUUGAAUUUCCAGCGUGUUCGAAACUUGUUAGGGGUACAAUUACCUUAUCCUAGGAAAUAAACAAUGCACGUUGACAACACGAAAAAAAUUUACAUUGCACUAAAUUAACGCGAAGUUUUUAAAAGUUAGGUUUACAUGCAUUAAAUUAACGCGAAUUUUUCGAUGAGCAUCUUACUUCAUUCAACACAAAUUUGCUGCACUUACAAAAUCUCAACAUACAUAUAUCUCAAGGUUGGAUCGUCCGGGUGAACGUAGUCCUGAACAGCACUGUUGUUGAUAGUGACUGACGUUUCGACAAUCUGUGCGGUAGUCAUCUUCAGAGUCAAAGUGACUUGGAUCACGUCAGUUGAUGGUAUUAGUACUCUGGUUAUUGACCUGAUUGGUCAAUUACGUCGAGAUGUUACUGGUCGUCUGUCAGUUAAGCCGUGAUUAUAUUGGCUAUGAAGACUAGUAAUGUAAUUGGUGCGUAAUGUGUCGGUUUUCUGUAAAUAGUCUUUCCUAGUCUGACGACCACAGACUAGUGUCUUUUGACGUGAAAUCAGAUAGUUUUUACCGACCGAUUACAAGACCAGUCAUCGUACAACCCUACCUCUCACAAGAAAAGGCUACAACUAUACGGACUUUGACAAGACGAGCGAAACUAGUUUGCGACUCACCUGACAGCCUACAAGACGAGACUGACUACCUAACCAACGUUUUUAGUAAAAACAACUACAACAAGAACUUUGUUAGAUGGAACACUCACAGUAACACUGAUUCCAUAAAGGUGCUUUAAAAUAACAAUAAUGUAAAAUAGCGUGCAUUGAAUUUAAAUUGACGUUAGUUAUGAUACAUUAAACAAAAAAACGCGUAAAUAAAGUGUAUUGUUAAUUUCCUAGAAUAAGGUACGUUCUUUUCACUAUGCUUAUUUUUUUUAUUUAAAAGAUGAUCUGACUUGUCACAUCGAAGACCUCCUUUGAAAAGUGUUUCGCUCACGGUAUAAAUAUACGUCGCGGACAAGAAUCCGACCGAACGUCGCAGUCAAAACUUACUAAUUUUUUUUUUUUAGUAGAGGAUUGUUUGAAAUUCGACAACGACAGACUUUGCUCAACUAAGGGUAGGGUAUCCUAAUUUUGGAGGAUAAAAGCAACUAAGAGUUGAUGUUGAAUAAUAUAGUUAACAGGAUAUUAUAUUUAUAUUCUAGUACGACGAUUUUUUUGCCUUGAACUCGUCACAAAGAAGAAGACUAACAUUGACCCCUGUAUUGCGUGAAAAAAAAACCAUUAUUGUCCACUGAGUUUCUGUCCCCUAUCCCCCAAAAAGCUUUGCAAAUUAUGUUCUUCAUUUAUUGUAGAUUUUACCCGAACAUUGAGCUAGUGAAAGCUUUGUUUUGAAAACAACCGACUAUCAAAAUUUUGGCUCAUUGCAGAGAAAUAGUGACCAGUGAAGGUACCCGGUUGGCCCUCAAAACAGGGGCUGUCCAUCUUAUAUUCCAUCCAAAUGCUGCGUCUGAGCCCACGUCAAUAGUGGUCUACAGAUGGAAAUCCAGUGUCUGCUCACCCCCACUACAGGAACACGAGGCCAUUGUCAGCAAUGUUAUUCAACUAUCUUCCCAUGAUGGCCAACGCCCGAUUUUCAGUGCCCUGAUGACUUUGUCGCUUUCUCACAGUGCACCGGACCUGCGGGGCUACGAAGUGGUGAUAAAAAGGCAGAUCAACAAGGAGACCAAUGAAUGGGAAGACGUGAGUGGAACCAAGGACUUACGCUGUCGCCAAGGUAUAGAAAUGUUCUCUAUGUAGUAGAUUCAUGGCAGCUAUAGAGAACCGUUUGGCAGAUCCUGUUUCCCUAAGCGUGAGGCGGUGUACGUCAUCCGUAUUGCUGAAGGGUUUGUUUGGUUUUCUUUUUUUGAGAUAGUGUCCAUAUCAAGUGUUGCAGUUGCGAUUGCGCUCUCGAUCUGAACCUUGUUUCCAGUCUUGAUUCCUAUAACGUCAGUCUUUUUUAGAAUAAAAAGGAAGUAAAAACAGAGCAUAAUUAUGAUAGUUACAUUUUACUUUUAUUUUUUGUCGGUAACAGACAUGGAAGAUGAGCGCCCUUCUCACAAGGAUAUGCCAGACUUUUUGUUCCCCGUUGCUCAAGCUGACAUAAAUGAGUGCUCAACAUAUGCAGUGGUUUGCCGUCUCAAAUCUUCUCCGCCUUACACCAUCACAUCUACUGGCGGUUUAUUCACUCAUCCUGAUUAUCCAGGCGUGACGUUUACAGUCCCCGAGAAUGCUGUUGCACCCGAGUCACCGUUUACCCUGGAGUUAAAGGUUGGUGUGAUUAAAAAGGUCCAUUUAUAAAGAAAGUAUUAUCGUAAAGGCUUUUUAAAGUGAUACGGUUUUUUUAGAAAAAUGACGAUCUAAUAAUGACCAGUUUAGAAGGUUUGACUGAAAAAUCGUUAACUGAAUAUUUGUAGCGAUCUUUUUGUUACUUAAAUUGCGUUAACUUUUUAUUUAACUUAUUGGGAAUCCACGUCAAUUUUAAAGCCUAAAGAAUACAUGAAAUUAACUGCUGAUGAUUACUCUUUUAAAUGGUACAGAUGCAAGAAGUUCCAAAUAAAGAAUUUGAAGAGGAGGGUGUAUUUCUUGGACCUAUUCUGCGAAUCAAAAGCUUUGGGCUUGUCCAGUUCUUUAAGCCUGUAACCAUUCAGCUGCCAGUUUCUCUUCGAGACCGGCAGGACUUUAAUCCAGAUCCCACUAAAUGCCAUGUGAGAGUGUUGUUCCUGAAUUGCGAGGAGGAAAAAAAGGAAUGGACUGAGCUCACUGAUCUGGUGAAACAUGCACAGUUUGACGGGCGUUUUGUUAGGAUCCAGGUCCAACGAUUUUCUGGGUAAAGACGCUAAAAAAAUCAUUUAGGUAUUUAGAAUAGAUGGACUUUUUUAAAAGCCACUGUUUAACGGAUCCAACAAUGGUAAGUGUUAGUCCAACUUCAUUCAACAUCGUUGGACGCAGCAUGUUAGAUGUGUUUUGUGGUGUUGGAUGCUGUUGGAUCAAGUCUGAGUUCGCCUGUGCACAGACGUUUUCUCUUCGACAGCGCGCCUGUUUUCUCCUUUCCCACCUCCACCCUAAACCCCUUGCGCUUGAACACAAUAAAUUCCCCAGCGGUUUUUAUUUGUAUGUGUAAGCUCGACGAUCUACAACCAGAAAAUCGAUGGUCUGUGUACAGGCUCGGUUUACGUGAGUUAAACCUGUAAACUGGUAUGCGAUGGACCGUGUCGCAACAUGGAUUAAACAAAGGCCUUUUUAGUUUCCCAUUUUCGAAAAAUAAUAAGCUCAGAAUUUAAACUCCCCAUGCGACAUAUUGGACAGUUUUAAGUUUAGCGUUUUGGAUUUGUUUGGAAGCUCAGUUUAAUAAGGAGUGGGUGUUUAGGUAUUCCGUAAAAUGCAUCCAGAAAGUUACCAAAAAUGAAAGUUUUUCUUUUAAACAUUUAUUUCUCAUUCUCUAUCCUACUCAGGAUAGAUAUUACUCAGGUUGUUUCCAGAAAAUUAAACCUCAAACAAUAUUUCCAAGUCUACUCACUCUAGUUGUGGAAAAGAGGUUGACGGCUCAUGAACGAAGUGCUUACUGGCUUUUUUUUCAACCAACACGUUAAGAUAAGCUCUUACUAGUUUCCCUUUACGUAGCACUCUGCUCAAAUUUUAUCUGUGCCAUUUCAAGGCCCAUAGCAACUCCCUUCAAUCUGGCUCUCACUCUCUAAUUUUUGGUUCUUCCACUAAUCAGAUAUUCCUAUCUUCUCGACUGGCGUCGAGAAAACUCCAGUGUUGAAAGACUUGGAAUUAUUAGUUUCAUGACCCGAUUGAUAAGGAAGCCGCGCAGACCAGCAAGUUUCUUCGCUUACUUUCGUCCGGAUAUUCCAGACAUUUUGCGCCUUAUUUGUUGUCAUACACAACUUACUCAUGCGGUGAUACGGGAUCUUGAAAAUAGAGACGUGAUAUAUGCUGAUGGCAGUUCAAAGCAAGAUAUGAUACCAGGAGAGGACAAGGCAUUUGUUUUUGUAUCGGGGGGAAUAUGUCCGUUCGAUGAUGAGGACGUGGAUGUUUAUCUCAGGCAAGCAUUUUUUAUAAAUACAUCACAUACCAAUUCAAGAACGUGGAGCGCCUGCACAAAUUCCGCCCCUCACCCCAUCCCUAAGUAGAACCGCUUUGCAAUAGGCCACUUCCGAGUUCCAAAAACUCUCACUUUCAAAAUGAGGCUAGGUGGACAACCUUUCUUGUGAAAAUGAGUUUUAUUUGCAUGAGAAAGAAAACUGAUUUCCAUAUCAAAGGCGGAGCACCUACCCUCGUUUUGAAACAGAAGCCCGGGGGAACUCGGAAAUGGCCUAUUGAAUAGUCAUGCGAAUCGGGUGUUUUAAAAUGCUUAAAAGCAUCCUUUUGACUUUGGCAGCACUUCUUUGAGGGUUUUCUUUUUUAAUACCACGUGUAACGUAUGGGUGAUUCACGCGCUGGUGCAAUAUUACACAUAAAGACGAUGUUUCUCAGUUUUUAACGACGUAACUGUAGGACGCCAGUAGGGAGUAAAAAUGUUUGCAGCCUGUUUUUUACCUAUGUAGUUAAUUCCGAAUUCAUCCCAGCAAGGAAAGGAAAAAAUGCAAGUUGAAUAAGUAAGGCCUUUGUCUUUUUUUUUAUUAAGCUUACCGUACUGAUCGAACCGUUAUUACAGCAUGGAUAUUUUUGUUUUACAUUUGAACAGGUUAUUAGAAGACAAUCUUGAGUUCAAGACUGAAUUGCGAAUUCGUGUCGUUAAAGACGAAGACCUAGCAGAAGUAGAGUUCCAUAACACCUUGACACCUACAGGAAGAACGAGUCUAUUGUGUAAAUUUCACUUGCCCAUCCAGAACAUUCCACGCGCGGUUUGUAUUACUACUAUCGGCUAA